This is a messenger RNA of Pneumocystis carinii B80, 1141 nucleotides long. RefSeq lists its product as hypothetical. The record is from RefSeq and is a predicted model, not a curated record. Lineage: Eukaryota; Fungi; Ascomycota; Pneumocystomycetes; Pneumocystales; Pneumocystaceae. Gene Ontology annotation, biological process: pyruvate decarboxylation to acetyl-CoA. Bases 47 to 1096 code for a protein of 349 amino acids. Gene Ontology annotation, molecular function: pyruvate dehydrogenase (acetyl-transferring) activity. The transcript is spliced from 9 exons.
UUUUUCAAGGUUUUUUAAAUUAAAAAAUCCAAUUAUCUACAAAGGAAUGAAAUCAGAAACAUUUAGAAAAUUAUCAUUUGGAUAUUACACAACGUCAGCUAAACCUUUAGAGAUAACUGUACGUGAUGCGUUAAAUCAAGCAAUGGUUGAAGAAAUGGAAAGAGAUGAGAGAGUAUUUCUUCUUGGUGAAGAGGUUGCACAGUAUAAUGGUGCUUAUAAGGUUUCUAGAGGAUUACUUGAUAAAUUUGGGCCUAAAAGAGUGAUUGAUGCACCUAUUACAGAGUCAGGAUUUGCAGGACUUUGUGUAGGUUCUGCUCUUGCAGGUUUAAUUCCUAUAUGUGAAUUUAUGACAUUUAAUUUUUCUAUGCAAGCUAUUGAUCAUGUUGUAAAUUCAGCAGCGAAAACAUAUUAUAUGUCGGGUGGUAUUCAGCCAUGCAAUAUUACAUUUAGAGGGCCUAAUGGUGCUGCAUCAGCUGUUGCUGCACAACAUUCUCAAGAUUUUUCUUCAUGGUAUGGAUCAAUACCGGGAUUAAAAGUACUUAGUCCAUAUUCAGCAGAAGAUGCAAAAGGAUUAUUAAAAGCAGCAAUUAGAGAUCCAAAUCCUGUUGUUGUUCUUGAAAAUGAAAUUAUGUACGGAGCUACAUUUUUACUUUCACCAGAAGCACAAGAUAAAGAUUUCUUAAUUCCUAUAGGAAAAGCCAAGAUUGAAAGAGCUGGAAAAGAUGUUACACUUGUUUCCUAUUCAAUUUACGUUAGGGUUUGUUUGGAAGCAGCUGAAAGAUUAGAAAAAGAAGGUAUUCAAGCUGAAGUCAUUAAUUUAAGAAGUAUUCGUCCUUUAGACGUUCCCUGUAUUGUAGAAAGUAUUAAAAAGACAAAAAGAUGUGUAGCAGUUGAUGGUACAUUUCCUGAUUUUGGUGUUUCAAGCGAAAUUGCUGCAAGAAUUAUGGAAAGCGAUGCUUUUGAUUAUUUAGAUGCUCCCGUGGAAAGAGUAACAGGCGCUGAUGUACCCAUGCCUUAUGCCCCACCUUUAGAAGCUCUUUCAAUUCCUAAUGCAGAUGUUGUUGUUAGUGCUGCUAAAAAGGCGCUUUAUCGUUAAGAUAAACAUUAUAUUAGGGUUAUAAAUAUAUCUAACAAUAUUUUU